GUCGACUCAUCCUCCAACCACUUAUCUUUACCCCGUACGAUCAUGCAGAUCUUUGUUAAGACCCUUACUGGCAAGACUAUCACCCUCGAGGUGGAGUCUUCUGACACCAUCGACAACGUGAAGGCUAAGAUCCAGGAUAAGGAGGGAAUCCCCCCUGACCAGCAGCGACUCAUCUUUGCUGGGAAACAGCUUGAGGAUGGCCGCACGUUGUCCGACUACAACAUCCAGAAGGAGUCGACUCUCCACCUCGUCUUACGUCUCCGUGGCGGCAUGCAAAUUUUCGUUAAGACCCUCACGGGCAAGACGAUCACUUUGGAGGUCGAGUCCUCGGACACGAUUGACAACGUGAAAGCGAAAAUCCAAGACAAGGAGGGUAUUCCCCCCGAUCAGCAGCGCCUCAUCUUUGCCGGCAAGCAGCUUGAGGAUGGCCGUACACUUUCGGAUUAUAACAUCCAGAAGGAGUCUACGCUUCACCUUGUCCUUCGUCUCCGUGGAGGCAUGCAGAUCUUCGUCAAGACGCUUACGGGCAAGACGAUCACUUUGGAGGUCGAGUCUUCGGACACGAUUGACAACGUGAAAGCGAAGAUUCAGGACAAGGAGGGUAUUCCCCCCGAUCAGCAGCGCCUCAUCUUUGCCGGCAAGCAGCUUGAGGACGGCCGAACCCUCUCGGAUUACAACAUCCAGAAGGAGUCCACGCUUCACCUUGUUCUCCGUCUUCGUGGGGGUAUGCAGAUCUUCGUCAAGACCUUGACUGGGAAGACGAUCACUCUCGAGGUCGAGUCGUCCGAUACGAUCGACAACGUGAAGGCGAAGAUCCAGGAUAAGGAGGGUAUCCCGCCUGAUCAGCAGCGUCUGAUUUUUGCGGGCAAGCAGCUUGAGGAUGGACGUACUCUUUCAGACUACAACAUUCAGAAGGAGUCUACUCUUCACCUUGUCCUCCGUCUCCGUGGUGGUCAGUAGACGCUUCGCUGGCGAGCUCUCGACGUUGCAUAUUUGUACUUCUCUUUGGCGUGACGCCUCUACUAGUACUGUAUCAUAGGUCUCUUCAUCAAUAUCGGAUUAUAACAUGG
Messenger RNA from Phanerochaete carnosa HHB-10118-sp, 1070 nucleotides. RefSeq lists its product as uncharacterized. Gene Ontology annotation, cellular component: cytoplasm; nucleus. The transcript is spliced from 3 exons. NCBI's taxonomy places the organism in Eukaryota, Fungi, Basidiomycota, Agaricomycetes, Polyporales, Phanerochaetaceae. Gene Ontology annotation, biological process: protein ubiquitination; modification-dependent protein catabolic process. The record is from RefSeq and is a predicted model, not a curated record. Gene Ontology annotation, molecular function: protein tag activity; ubiquitin protein ligase binding. The coding region runs from base 43 to 960 and encodes 305 amino acids.